ACAAAGUCAAAAUUCUUGGCCAGAUAACGAAACACUCAAAGAUUACAAAGAAUGAAUGGCUAGAGCUACGAUAGAAGCAGAAGUUCGGGUUAUACCGGAAGUUGAGGCUGACACCUCUGAAUGGUGCACGGACGAAAUAACGGUUGUAGGCGGGCAAUUGGCGGCGUUGAAAAUGCCGUCAUGACUUUAAGUCCGAGCAUGCGCGACAGAUAAUCCAAUCUCAUAACGUGCUCCUCAUGUCAUACUAUACAUUUCUCGUGCUGCCUUCACCCUACUUUCGACUGCCAUGAUACAUGGCCUGUCUGCUCUUCGAAGAGCACCUGCGCAACAUGCAACAUCACAAUUGCUGACGUCAACCUUCUCCCCCACGCGACUCUACCAGGCACCACUCGCGCGCCGCCUUCAAACACAGCAAUGGGAGCCUCUACGCCCCCCGAACCCCGCAGACCUACCGAAACCACGACAGCGUAAAAUCAAGCCUCCGUUUACCCGCCGAAAAUGGGUGCGCCGCUUUGCUGUCAUCUCGGCAUUGAUUGGUGCUGGAUGGCUCGCUGACCGGCAAUUCUACGCUUCUUCGAUCACACGCAGUUUGCGCACAUUCAAGACCGGCCUUUUGAUAGGCAUAGACUACAAGAUCAAUUUCCGUGCGCAUCCUCCGCUUGCGAACAGCAUUGAGGAAUUGCAUGCGCGAAAUGCGCAGAGGAUAUUUGAUCUGCUGCGGUACAAUGGCGGACUCUACUUAAAGAUAGGACAGGCAAUCGCUAUGCAGAGCGCGAUAUUACCACCACAAUUCCAGAAGAUGUUCCAGCAAAUGUUCGACGAUGCGCCGCAAAACGAAUGGUGGGAAGUCGAGCAAGUCAUACGAGAGGACUUUGGCAAAAGCGUCGAGGACGUCUUCGGUGUCAGCUUCACACGGGAAGGACAGGACGGUCGGGGUAUAAUGGAGAAGACUGCAAGAGCUAGUGCGAGUGUUGCGCAAGUGCACUGGGCAAGAUUGGCAGACGGAAGGGAGGUGGCCAUCAAGAUCCAGAAGAGAGAGAUUGCGCAGCAGGUAGGAUGGGACCUUUGGGCUUUCAAGGUAGUUUCCAAGGUGUAUACCUGGUGGUUCGGCAUCCCUGUCUACACGCUGGUUCCAUACAUCUCGGAGCGCCUAAUGCUGGAGACCGAUUUCGAGAACGAGGCGGACAAUGCGGUAGAGAUGAAGGGGCUUGUGGCGGGAGAACCGCGACUAAAUGGUCGAGUUUACAUACCCGCAGUGUAUCGCGAGCUUUCAAGCAAGCGUGUCAUGACUGCGGAAUGGAUCGAGGGUGUACGAUUAUGGGAUAAGGAGGGCAUCACACACAGCUGGAAGGGUGGAUGGCGCAGCGGCAGCCCCGGUGCAGGUGGUAACCAGCUACCACCAAUCCCUCGAGACGCUAAGGUCGAUACACAUGCGCCGGAGGACGCCACACAACACGAGUUCUUCAAGCCGGACCGUAGUUCAUGGAGAGGCAACGACGGAAAAGGCGGCCUCGGCGUCUCUCUGAAGACGACCAUGAACACCAUCGUCGAUCUCUUCUCAGCACAAAUGUUUCUCUGGGGCGCGGUACAUUGCGACCCCCAUCCAGGAAACAUUUUCGUCCGCCGCCUCCCCAACGGACAGCCGGAAGUCGUCCUCAUCGAUCAUGGCCUGUAUAUCCGCAUGGAUCCCAAGUUCCGUCUCCAAUACGCGGAAUUCUGGAAGUCGCUCCUCGCCUUUGAUAACGACAAGAUCGAGGAGAUCGUCACUAGCUGGGGCGUGAAGCACGCCGACAUCUUUGCAUCAGCAACGCUCAUGCGUCCGUACGAGGGUGGCGACAAGAGCGUAGCAGGUGUCCUCAAAGCCGAAAUGAAGGGGAAAGAUCAAGCGGAGCGAGCCUUUGAAAUGCAAGCCAAAGGCCGCGACGCCAUCAAGCUUAUACUCGGCGACGACGCAAAAUUCCCCCGUGAACUCCUCUUCAUCGGUCGUAACCUGCGUAUCGUACAAGGUAACAAUCAAUUCCUCGGUUCGCCUGUAAAUCGCAUCAAGAUCACUGGGCUGUGGGCUAGUAGGGCUUUGAUCGAAUCUAAAGAUCUUAGUGUGAGCCAGAGAUGGAAGAACUGGAUCCAGCAUCUGCGCUUCCGGUUCGUGCUUACACUUAGCGAUGCGGUGUUCUUUUGGAGUAAGCUCAAGCAAUUGGUCGGUGUAGGCGGAGGUAUGGAGGAUGAUAUCGAAGCGCACAUGCGUGUCAUGGCGAAGGACUUUGGUGUCGAUCUACAACAUGGUGUCUUUGAGGGCUAGUAGCUGUAUAAUAUGUUUAAUCCCCCUCAUAUACGAGGCAAUGCCUGUUAUGAAUUGUGACGGUAUAGGAUUGGUUGUCCUAGUAUUGUAUGUGCAUGACGAAUCCGUUAAAGAGUUGUUCCAUGUCACUAUCUGCCUGUAUACUACGAACAUAUACUACUUAGCUUCUCAAACUUAGCGAAGCCUAUGAAGCCUACCGGAAAUCAUCAUCUGCUACGGCCUCAUAACAAG
Molecule: messenger RNA, 2530 nt
Organism: Alternaria rosae
Lineage: Eukaryota; Fungi; Ascomycota; Dothideomycetes; Pleosporales; Pleosporaceae
Product: ABC1 family-domain-containing protein
Exons: 1
Coding region: 287-2299 (670 amino acids)
Source: RefSeq, a predicted model, not a curated record